This is a messenger RNA of Folsomia candida, 1042 nucleotides long. RefSeq lists its product as uncharacterized. NCBI's taxonomy places the organism in Eukaryota, Metazoa, Arthropoda, Collembola, Entomobryomorpha, Isotomidae. The record is from RefSeq and is a predicted model, not a curated record. The transcript has 3 exons. Bases 11 to 643 code for a protein of 210 amino acids.
GGGAUGGGGGAUGAUGGGAGGCGGUGGUGGAGGUUGGGGAGGAGGAGAGGAGGAGGAAGAAAAGGGAGAUUUAGGAAUUGAGGGAUUGCUGCCGUACAUUGGAUUACUGGGACUCAAGGGCUUAAAAGGAUUGAAGGGGCUGAAACUUCUGCUGCCACUGCUGCCAAUCCUUUUGCCACUGUUACUGCCACUCCUGCUGCCAAUUUUACUCCCCCUUUUGCUCGGACCUUUGUUAAAGCUUCUUUUACUUUUAUUCAUCCCAAUUCCAGUCAUAACCACGGGACGAGGUCGAGAUUUCAAAAAUGCUACACUCGCAGAUUACACGGACCACUGGGACAUUCAAAAAGUCCGACUUAUCCCAAAGUUGACAUAUGAUAUUUUGCAAAGUGAGGAAUGUGUUAAGCGAAUGUCGUGUGAAAUUUCACUCAUAGGAAAACGUCACAAGGCGGACAAGUGGGUCGAAAAACUUGUAGACCAAAUUCCUGAUAGCGUUGGUCAUUACAAGAGUAGUAUUAAGGAAGGAAUUAAACAAUCCGGUGUGGGAGGAGAUCGUGACAAAAUCAAGAAUAGCACACUGGACAGUAAAGCAUGUUCAAAACUACCAUGCACUCCAUUAGCCAAGUUGUAUGGCGAUUUAAUGUAGCUUCAUAGAAGCAUGUACAUCAUUGAGAAAGACAUUGACUUUUCUGGACUAAUUACAAUGACGAGCGACGGACCGACGCUGACUUUGACAUUAUCACACAACUGACUGACUUACUGACUUGACAAUUGACAGGGAUCAUACUCGACUCACGAAUUACUGACGACAAGAUGUGACACACAGACUGCUCAAGUCACGACGUAAUUCUCAAAUUACUGCAUGGCUGUCGGGGCUUACAUGGACGUGGACUACAUACAUGGACGUUGCAGUUACAAGGCAAUUUUACUUGACGAAUUCGACACAUAUGACCAUAAUGAGACGCUAUUUAUUAUCAAUACUGUUUUGAUUUGUUGUGUAGGCAAAAAUUUCUAAAAAUAAAUUUAAAUUAUUUUUGAAGUAAGA